Molecule: messenger RNA, 2834 nt
Organism: Dreissena polymorpha
Lineage: Eukaryota; Metazoa; Mollusca; Bivalvia; Myida; Dreissenidae
Exons: 2
Coding region: 70-549 (159 amino acids)
Source: RefSeq, a predicted model, not a curated record
GAUGGGGUGCAGUUCAUCUCUGUGAAUAAUGUUCAGCUUGUUAAGGGCAGGAAACUCCAACUUCAACGUAUGUGUGCUGGCAUUGCCCAUCAUGCAGGCAACCUGUAUGUCACCUCACGUACUGCUCUCUACCAGUACACUAUGAUUGGGGAACUUGCAAAAAAGAUCUAUGAAGAUACAACUGGUAACUUUACAGUGUGGAAGUGUGCUGCGAGUCCAACUGGUGACAGGAUCUAUGUAACUAACUCCUCCUAUAACAAGCUCCUCACACUGUCCCCAGAUGGGACCCUGAUAUCCACAUUCACAGAUCCUGAAUUACAAUAUCCAUGGGGUGUGCAUGCUACACCAGAUGGUCAGGUCCUUGUCUGUGGGUAUAACUCCAACACUGCCAUACAGGUUGAUGGAGAGGGCAAGAGAAAGCUGGCUACUCUGGCUACAAUGAAGGAUGGAUUAAGCUUCCCAGUGUCAGUUUGCUACAACAGUAACACUAAAGAAGUCAUUGUGGGAAGAAUGAAUAACACCAAAAUCCUUGCACUCAAACUGCUAUAGCUAGCAUUUGCAAAUUAUGUAUAACAAAGAUGAACAAAUAUGAUCUCCUGUUCAUAAUGUAUAUAAUACCUUUCAAGACAUGUCACUUGCACUCAGGUGAACAGCUUCGGCAUGCCCAAUUCAACUGUUCAACUCUGCAUUUUAAAUUCAAAUGCCAUGCAAUACUUAAAUGUCUGAUACGAAAAGUUCAGUGCUGUGAGCAGUGCACUUCUUCCAUGUUAGAAUUGAUUACUUUGAGAAAAUCUAGUUUUUCUUGUCUUAUUACUUAAACCUUGUUGUUCAAUGCCCCAUUAGCUUUCUGAAUUCGGGACUUAUAAUACAGCUCGUACUCAUUACUCUCCAUGGUGCAAUUAUUCACAUAUAGCAUCUUACUUUAUCAUCUUAUCAACUUUUUACUUCAAUGUCCAUUUUAUUUAGAUAAGAGAACCAAAUGCAUAUCAAAACACUUCUCAAUAAGACCAGGUAUGCAUAAUUUUAUUUAUUUUUUUAAAUAGUAAUAACAAAGGAACCAUAAGGAAGUUAUCUAUUUAUUGUAUUACAAGCUUUGAGAAACUAGAUGAUUGUAUUUUUGUUUAACUCAACGUUUAUUAUUGUACUUUAAUAACCGUUUAAUAUGACAUGAAUGUACUUUGUUUUUGUCCGAUAUAGCCGAUUUCUGUUAGCAUGUACAGUUUAUUAUGAAAUGAAUGUUCUUCUUUCUUUUGCCUGUUUCCACUGAUUAUUGUUAAUAUAAGAGCUGUUACGAUUCAUCCAUCAUUUGAUUCGAUUCAAUUUCGAUACCAAAUGGUCCGAUUCGAUUAUUUUCGAUUGGAUUCAUAUCAAACUAUUUGCUGCUUAUUUUGAAAACUAUUUCAUGCAUGGUUUGUCCAGGGCAUGAAUUAAAUGUUUGGUAUUUGUUAUUAACUUAAAAUGUUGUACAUUUAAAGUGUUUAAUUUUUGAAAGUUUAAAAACGUAACAUUGUUUUAUAAGUAAGGCCAGAAUUUUUUUAUAAAAUGAUUUUCAGAUUUUUUUCUCUAAAAGUGUCGGGUAAGAGGACGGAAAAAAAAAGAAAAGAUGGAUGACAAAUAUGCUCUCAUUUUAAAAAUGUAAUGGUAUGAAGUUUUUUCUACUAAGCAACCACAGUGAUUUUUUUCAUUGUUUAUACGGUGUAUGGACACACAACACUCUCACGCAUAGUGAAUUAUUAUCUUAAUUACUCAUUUUUUUUACGCAUGUAUGAAUUUCUUAUAAUAUGGAUUGUGUAAUAUGCUUAAGUGAAUAAAAUAUUUGUUCUGUUAUAUCAUCAACUAUUGGGAUCUCUACAAGGUACGUAUUUAUAUUUUAAAGUGCCAUGGUUACUGAGUAAACCCUUCCAAUCAUCUUUUACAAAGUUUUGUUCUGUCCUACAAUAUCAAGAUCAUCAAAAUAAUAUGAAAUUCAUUACAGUAUUCACUUAAAUUGAUGAACACAUCUUUCUGAAGUUCGAAGAGAAACAUGUCCUUUAUCCAACAUACAGUUUUCUAUAAAUGCCUGUUUGAAAGUAACACAAAGUUUGCCAGAGAUAUGAUUCAGCUGAAAAAUUAUUAUAUACUAUAUAUUUUGUGAAGUUCUAAUACAAAAACAAGAGAUGUGUUAGUCAGAAACACAAUGCCCCCUUCUGCGCCGCUUUGAUUUAUAAAUAUUUUUUUAUCAUUUGGCAGGAACAAAUAAUAAUCUCCCUUUGAAGCUUAUUACUUCCCUUGGAUUUGUUUUUUGACCUUUGACCUUGAAGGAUGACCUUGACCUUUCACCACUAGAAAAUGUGCAGCUUCAUGAGAUACACAUGCAUGCCAAAUAGCAAGUUGCUAUCUGAAGCAACAUAGAAGUUAUGAGCAUUUUUCGAAACCUAAAAGCAAAACCUAAACGAAAAGUGUGACGGAAAGACAGACAGACAGACGGACAGACGGAUGUCCCGAUCACUAUAUGCCCUCCUUCGGGGGCAUAAAAAUAAGCUUCUCUUUAUAAAACAUAAUCCAUUAUUAUGAAAAAUGACUUGUGUUAACAUACACACAAAUAAUUUUCAAAAAUAUUAAGCCGCUAUACAAUGUACAUUGUCACGAGAUUGCAAUUAUGUAUCUUCUGUGUAAAUCCCAUUUAUAUGCAAAUAAUCCUCAUUUAUCUAUCUGCAAUGGAUGAUGUAGUGCUACCUGUAAAUGUGUAUGACAUAAAACACAAAGGUAACUUUAUUAUGACAAGUGAAACCUUGACCUUGAAAUGGCUCUAGUUCUUGCCUACAACAAACCAUGCAUCUCAUCAUGCUUGACAA